AUGAAUGCGUUUGUGUCAGCAUUAUCUACGACUGAAACAGUGACUCAACAGCAGAGAGAGAUAGUUGAAUCCUCGUUGAAGCAGUUUAUAACGGAAUACUCGGAUACUCUGACUGUUGUGUCUGCGGGGAUUACCACAGAAUCUAUAAAGAAAGUAUGGAUAGAUUCACUACUAAAGUUAUUGGAUUCUGACCCCACCAAUGCAUGGUCUCUUGAUGUGACAGCACUGGGACUGCAGGUGUUGAGGAUUCUGUUGCGAGAGAGUUGUGGGUGUGAUGCAGUUUAUACUGAAAAGCUGUUUAACCAGUGCGUCUAUCAGGUCAUGCAUUUAAUGGCAACGCAUGCUCAUCUGAACUCGGUCAUGUCUGACUCGUCAAUUCCAUUUUAUCAAGAUCGAGUAGCCAUCGAGGCAUUAAAGUGUCUGUCCAACAUGUUGCUACAAAAUCCUUCUAUUCGACAGCUGUUUUCUGCCUCGGAUUUAGUUGCUGCAGCUGCAAAAUCUCUCGAGAUCCAAUCACUUGACAUGGGUACAGUGUUUUUACUAUCAAGAUUGAUUUUUCUUGGGACUGUUGAAAGCAAAGCUGUAGCAACAUCACUCGUAUCUUUGGGGAUUUGUGAUAGCCUUGCACACUAUCUGGAUAACAUUACCAAAGGAAAGCUUUUGCUCGGUGCAACAGAGACAUGGAUUAGCAUUCCAGUUACAGUCAAUGAGAUUCUUAAAACAGGGUUUAGUCUAUCUGUUCCUAUAUCUGAAUCCUACAUGACCAAUACAUCGUCAAUGCCCGUGCUAUUUGGUGGAACAAAAUCACUUGGAGAUGCAUUGAGUGACCACGCAGCUCGAGAUGAACUAGGAAAAUCAUUUACACUGCUUCUUGCAGCAACGAUUGAAAUAUUUACUAAAACACCGCUGAACCCUAUACCACUGACACCCCCACAUAGUCACGCUAUCAACAUGAUGAUGAACCUUCCGGUCAAAUCCCUUUCAAAAACAUGGUUCUUUGAAGACGAUUACAGCAUUGUAUACAAGAGUGUUGAUAUUCUGACCACAACACUAUGCACUGUUUUUCCUCAACGUGCCAAUAUAAAUAGUGGAAAGGGGAGAAAGGAAUAUGAGGAUGAGGAAGAGUAUUUGGCAGAAAUUGAUGGAACCAAUGUGGAUCAAGCUAUUCCGCCUCUUUUGAUUUUGAUGAGAAGUUGGGCCAAAGGAGAUGAUGGUGCAUGUCAAAUACUAAAAAAGCUGUUGAUGCCCAAGAAUAUCGAUCGAUCCAAGCCAUUACAUCAUGGAACCACUGUGACAAAUUACAUGAUAUGGCUUAUGAUGACAGUAACGAUGCUACAAAUCCGAGACUGUGUUUCGGAACUCCUAUUUGCGGUUUUGGAUGAAUUGGUAGCGUAUGUAGGCUAUGGUAACGCAGCAGGAUUUUUGAUGAACAAGGGAUUACUAGGAUCAACACCAUCGCAGUCGAAACCAUCACAAGAAGAAAGUGUAGCAGAUGAUCAAGCAAAGAUCAAUCCGAUCACAGGAGAGUAUAUCAAACCAGAAGACGAACACAAUGAAGCUUUAGAGAAUAUGACUGAAGAAGAGCGCGAACGCGAGACGGAGAAAUUGAUGGUGUUGAUUAGCCGACUGGAGAAGAACGGAGCGAUUCAAGUUGUUCGCAAGAACGAAGCAUAA
Batrachochytrium dendrobatidis JAM81 is the source of this 1674-nucleotide messenger RNA. RefSeq lists its product as uncharacterized. Gene Ontology annotation, molecular function: G-protein alpha-subunit binding; guanyl-nucleotide exchange factor activity. The record is from RefSeq and is a predicted model, not a curated record. The coding region runs from base 1 to 1674 and encodes 557 amino acids. Gene Ontology annotation, cellular component: cytoplasm. Gene Ontology annotation, biological process: G protein-coupled receptor signaling pathway. Lineage: Eukaryota; Fungi; Chytridiomycota; Chytridiomycetes; Rhizophydiales. The transcript is spliced from 8 exons.